Molecule: messenger RNA, 2361 nt
Organism: Orycteropus afer afer
Lineage: Eukaryota; Metazoa; Chordata; Mammalia; Tubulidentata; Orycteropodidae
Source: RefSeq, a predicted model, not a curated record
AUGCCGCCGCCGAGUGGCCCCAGCGUCCUCGCGCGGCUGCUGCCGCUGCUGGGGCUGCUGCUCGGCGGCGCCUCUCGGGCUCCGGGCAAGUCGCCGCCGGAGCCCCCCAGCCCGCAGGAGGUCCUGAUCAAGGUGCAGGUGUAUGUAAGCGGUGAGCUGGUUCCUCUGGCCCGGGCCUCCGUGGAUGUGUUUGGGAACCGGACCCUACUGGCUGCUGGCACCACGGACUCGGAGGGCGUGGCCACACUGCCCUUCAGUUACCGCCUGGGCACCUGGGUGCUGGUCACUGCUGCCCGCCCUGGCUUCCUGACCAACUCAGUGCCCUGGCGUGUUGACAAGCUGCCUCUAUAUGCGUCUGUCAGCCUCUACCUGCUCCCUGAAAGGCCAGCCACCCUCAUCCUCUAUGAGGACCUUGUGCACAUCCUCUUGGGCUCUCCCGGUGUGCGCUCCCAGCCUUGGGUGCAGUUCCACUGCAGAGGUGCCUGUCUGCCUACCUCCACCUACAGCCAGCUCUGGGCCUCCCUCACACCUGCCAGCACUCAGCAGGAAAUGCGGGCCUUCCCUGCCUUCCUGGGCACUGAGGCCUCCAGCUCAGGCAAUGGAUCCUGGCUGGAGCUGAUGCCCUUGGCUGCAGUGAGUGUGCACCUGUUGACAGGCAAUGGGACCGAGGUGCCACUCUCGGGCCCCAUUCACCUGUCCCUGCCCGUGCCCUCAGAGCCUCGUGCCCUCGCUGUGGGCACCAGCAUUCCAGCCUGGAGGUUCGACCUCAAAAGUGGGCUAUGGGUACGCAAUGGCACUGGUGUGAUCCAGAAGGAAGGCCGGCAGCUCUACUGGACCUUUGUCUCCUCCCAGCUGGGCUACUGGGCAGCUGCCAUGGCCUCCCCCAUGGCCGGGCUGGUCACCAUCACGUCGGGCAUCCAAGACAUUGGUACCUACCACACCAUCUUCCUGCUCACCAUUCUGGCUGCCCUGGCCUUGCUGGUGCUUACCCUGCUGUGUCUGCUCAUCUACUACUGCCGAAGGCGCUGCUUGAAGCCAAGGCAACAGCACCGCAAGCUGCAGUUCACCGGACCAUCUGACGGAAACAAACGAGACCAGGCCACCUCGAUGUCCCAGCUCCACCUCAUCUGUGGGGGGCCUCUGGAGCCUGCCUCGUCGGGGGAUCCUGAGGCUCCGCCGCCAGGCCCACUCCACUCAGCCUUCUCCAGCUCCCGGGACUUGGCCGCCUCCCGGGACGACUUCUUUCGCGCCAAAUCGCGCCCUGCCAGCCGCCCGGCCGCCGAGCCUUCGGGUGCUCGCGGGGGCGAUGGCGCCGGGCUCAAGGGCACCCGCUCCCUGGAGGGCCCUGGCGGGCUGGAGCCGGGGCUCGAGGAGUACCGGCGGGGGCCCCCGGGGGCCGCCGCCUUCCUGCACGAACCGCCCUCGCCGCCGCCGCCCUUCGACCACUACCUGGGCCACAAGGGGGCGACCGAGAGCAAGACCCCCGACUUCCUGCUGUCGCAGUCGGUGGACCAGCUGGCGCGGCCGCCGUCGCUCGGACAGGCUGGGCAGCUCAUCUUCUGUGGUUCCAUCGACCACCUCAAGGACAGUGUGUACCGCAAUGUCAUGCCCACCCUAGUGAUCCCGGCGCACUAUGUGCGCCUUGGAGGCGAGGCGGGCACCGCGGGAGCGGGCGACGAGCCAACCACGCUCGAAGGCCCGACCCCAGGCCCCGUACGCUCUUUUCCCCAGCCCGACUCCCAGCGCCCACUGAUGCAGGGCCACUCGGGCACGGGGAGUGAGGGCGGUGGGGGUGGCGGCGGCGAGGGCUGGGGGGGCGGGCGCUCGGCGCCUGUCAGCGGCUCUGUCACAAUCCCCGUGCUGUUCAACGAGUCCACCAUGGCGCAGCUCAACGGGGAGCUGCAGGCACUGACCGAGAAGAAGCUGCUCGAACUGGGCGUGAAGCCUCACCCGCGCGCCUGGUUUGUAUCUCUCGACGGGCGCUCCAACUCGCAGGUGCGCCACUCCUACAUCGACCUGCAGGCAGGCGGCGGGGGCCGCAGCACAGACGCCAGCCUGGACUCAGGCACAGAGCCGAGCAGCAGCGAGAGCCGCACGGGCCUCUGCUCCCCAGAGGACAACUCACUGACGCCGCUGCUGGAUGAAGUGGCGCCUCCCGAGGGCCGGGCUGCCACAGUGCCCCGAGGCCGGGGCCGCAGCCGCGGGGACAGUUCCCGCAGCAGCGCCAGCGAGUUGCGGCGUGACUCUCUCACCAGCCCGGAGGACGAGCUGGGGGCAGAGGUGGGCGAUGAGGCGGGAGACAAGAAGAGCCCGUGGCAGCGGCGGGAGGAACGGCCACUUAUGGUAUUCAAUGUCAAAUAA